CCCAGGGUGGAAGCAGCAGCUGAAAGUCUGUUAUGUUUCUGGUAGGUUGGGCUAUAGCUUCUUUUUGCAUGAACACACUUGGAACAUUCACAACUGACUUCUAACAAACGAAAUGAAUUGGAAAUUGAAAGGAAAUUGCAAGUCACAGUCAUGUUACACUGCACUGAGCAGACCACGGUGAUUCACUUAAUGACACAAGUAGAACAAAUGUAAGUUGGCAUGGUUAAAUGAUGGCAUAGUUAAUGAUCACGCCGUUUAGGAAUGGACUUGCUGGUCCCAAUGGCUUUCGGUAAGUGAGGAUUACCUGAAUUGGGUUGAAUUUGUGAUUGAUCUAAGUCAACAAGUAAAUUGAGUGGGUAUUUGAACUUAGAUCUCACUAGACAUGCAUAUUGAAAAUGAAUCAUACUUAAUGUAAGUGGUUAAAAUAGCAUUUUGGCAUCUUUGGCAUAUUUUGGCAUGUAAUAUACAUGCUUUUUGUUUUUGUUUAUUUCAAAUGUUGUAUAGCCAUUAUGUAAAAAACAAUUAAAGUAACCCUUUUAUGUGAAUCUUACAGGCAAAAGAAUGCCAUAGAGAGCACUGUGGAGAACUGAAAAUCACAGGCAGCAUUAAAAUGCAAAGCAAACCAAGGCAGCAAUCAAAAUCUUUUUACUUCCUCCGGAAAACUCCAAAACUCUUCUUCUUCCCCAGCAGGUGACAUACAAGGAAGAGAAAACUAGGAAAUGAGUUUUGAGCUAGACAAAAUAGAGUAUGUGGAAGAAACAUAUCAAAAUAUCAAGAGGGAUCAUUUCAUAGUUCAGAAAAAGAGGGAAAUAGCUGAAAGUCAGUAGAAAGGAAAAAGGUCACUUGGAUAGCCACAUAAGGCAGAUCAGAAUACAGGCUUCACCCGGUGAGGAAACAAAUAGUAGCUUGAAUCAAAGCUCCAUCCAACAAGGAAUUCAGAGUAUUUUUGAUGUCCUUAAGAAUCCAAGAAUGUCAGUGGUGGAAAAGAUCCACAGAUGUGCCUAUUGUGGGGAAAGUGCAGAUUGUAGAUCACAGCUGAUUAUGCAUGAGAGGAUCCACACUGGAGAAAAGCCAUAUCAAUCCUCCCAAUACAGCAGAAGCUUUGGUCAGAAUAGCUUCCCAGUUGUUCAUGAGAGGACUACUCCCACCAAAGAGGAGCCAUACCAGUGCUCACGAUGCAGCAAAAGCUCUAGUGAGCAGGGCAAGCUGAUAAUACACCAGAGGACUCAUACUGUGGAGAAACCGUUUGAGUGUCCAGAUUGUGGGAAAGGUUUCAGUCAAAAUUCCUACCUGGUGAUACACAAGAGGAUUCAUACUGGGGAGAAACCUUAUAAGUGUCUGGUUUGUGAGAAAAGUUUCAAUCGGAAUUUUGAACUGGUGAUACACCAGAGGACUCACACAGGAGAGAAACCAUAUGAAUGCCCAGCUUGUGGAAAAAGUUUCAGUCAGAAUUCCAACCUGGUGAUACACCAGACAACACACACAGGAGAGAAACCAUAUGAAUGUCCAGUUUGUGGGAAAAAAUUUCGUCGGAAUUCCCACAUGAUGAUACACCAGAAGACUCACACAGGAGAGAAACCGUAUGAGUGUCCAGAUUGUGGAAUAAGUUUCAGCCAGAAUUCUGAUUUGGUGAGACACCAGAGAAUUCACACAGGAGAGAAACCAUAUGAAUGUCCAGACUGUGGGAAAAAUUUCAGUCGAAAUUCCAGCCUGGCAAUACACCAGAGGACUCACACAGGAGAGAAAGCAUAUGAGUGUCCAGAAUGUGGGAAAAGUUUCAGUCAGAAUUCUCAUCUGAUGACACACAAGAAGAUUCAUAAAGGAGAGAAACCAUAUGAGUGUAGAGAUUGCGGGAAAAGAUUCUUUCGGAAUUCAGACCUGGUGAUACACGAGAGAAGUCACACAGGAGAGAAACCAUAUGAGUGUCCAGAUUGUGGGAAAGAUUUUAGCACUAGGUCUAGUCUUAUAAAUCAUGUAGGUAUACAUACAGGGGAGAAACCAUUCAAAUGCCUGGAAUGUGGACGGUGUUUCACAAAAAAUUCUUCCCUUACUGCGCACAAGAAAAUCCACAUGAUGCAGGAAAUGAUAAGUUUAGAGAAGUCUUGAAAUUCAUUUCUAGUAUCCUAGUCAAGAUGAAAAACUGAUUACUGACUCUGUGGCCUGAUUCUUUUAGCCAAAUGUCCCAUAUCAAAGAUGAAUGCAA
This is a messenger RNA of Thamnophis sirtalis, 2203 nucleotides long. The record is from RefSeq and is a predicted model, not a curated record. Lineage: Eukaryota; Metazoa; Chordata; Lepidosauria; Squamata; Natricidae.